ACAAUGACAAUAUCUAUGAUUUAUGGCUUAUUGGCUUUGUAAAUAAGGAAACAUUAUUUUCUCUCUCCCACUCUUCCACGCAACACACUACAACUUUUUAUUUUCUUCAUCUAUAAAAUGGACAUGUGAAUCAAUGAUAAUUGUGUAGGUGAAGUUUCUUGUGUGGACCAUUUCUGAUUUGGACACAAAGUAUCAAUCCUUUUCGGUUUCUUUAGCUUCUGUUGCUAUGCCUGGAACUGGAAACAUGAAUGUUGGUUUGUUUGUAUCCAUGGUUUUAUAUUCAAGAUUGAUUCAGGAACUGGCCUGUCUGCCGGUUGGUUCAACCAAGAUUGAGUGUUGUUUUGAUGAUAGAGAUUGGAGAAUAUGAUACGUUGCGGAAUUAUAUCUGGAUGCUUUUACUUUUCUUACUAAUUGUUAGUAAUUGGCUUUUUUUUAAAAUCAAUUUUGAAGUUCAAUACUUUGCCGUGAACAACAUAGCCACUAAGGCCCCUCCAAUUUGUGCUACCAUGUCGAUACUGCCUAAAUUACGGUGUGUCACUGUUGAUGUUACCGGCACCCUAAUGGCUUACAAAGGGGAGCUUGGUGACUAUUACUGCAUGGCAGCCAAAGCUGCUGGCCGUCCAUGCCCGGACUACAAACGUAUGCAUGAGGGCUUUAAGCUUGCAUAUAAGGACAUGGCAAAGAAUUAUCCAUGUUUUGGGUUUGCAGCCAAAAUGCCAAACAUUGUGUGGUGGAAAACUUGUGUGCGAGAUUCAUAUGUUAGGGCUGGAUAUGAAUAUGAUGAGGAGACAUUUGAAAAGAUUUUCAGACGCAUCUAUGCAUCCUUUGGUUCAUCUGCUCCAUAUACGGUCUUUCCAGAUUCGAAACCAUUUCUUAGAUGGCUUCGUGGAAAGGGUCUCAAAGUUGGCAUUGUGAGCAAUGCUGAGUAUCGAUAUCGGGAUGUGAUUCUUCCAGCUUUAGGUUUAAAUGAGGGAUCCGAGUGGGACUUUGGCGUGUUUUCUGGCCUCGAAGGCAUUGAGAAGCCAGACCCAAAAAUUUACAAGAUUGCACUUGAGAGGGCUGGAAAUAUUGCACCCGAAGAAGCUUUACACAUCGGUGAUAGCAUACGCAAAGACUAUGAACCAGCUAAGAGCAUAGGGAUGCAUGCACUAUUGUUGGAUAGAUUUAAGACACCAGAAGCUGAGGAGUGGAGAAAAUCCGGGGGAGUUGUUCUUCCUGAUUUAAUAGCAGCACAAGAAUGGCUGUCUUCAGAGAAGUCAACUUACUAGAGGUUCUAUAUAUUUGCUGAAGUAGUAUAUUUAUAUAUAUCAUUUUCCUCCUCUGAUGACAUGACUUUGUUCUGUAAUGUUCCAGCGGGUAUCAUAACUGCAUGUAUCUGAAUAUUGAUCUGCAGAGCCAUGCUUGAGUGUAUCUAUUGGUAGGACUUUGUUCUUCUGAUAUAGCUCUACCAUAACUUUGCAAUACUUUAAAUGUUUCUUUUCCUGGUUACUAAGUUUCCCAUGUACUUUACCUCCUCAGUUGCAGAGGAGAAUGAGCAUUAUCAGAUAUUAAUAUUUCCAAAA
Messenger RNA from Cicer arietinum (chickpea), 1562 nucleotides. Lineage: Eukaryota; Viridiplantae; Streptophyta; Magnoliopsida; Fabales; Fabaceae. The record is from RefSeq and is a predicted model, not a curated record.